ACGGAUCACAAACAAACCAGAAUCACAAACAAGAAUCACCAUGGUUGCCGUCGAAGAAAUCACCGAUGAAGAAUCGCCCCCUCCCCCUUCACAGGAACGACUCUGGGACGCAGAAGACAUCGAGAAAAUCGUGUCGCAAUUGACACGGCCCACGGCCAAAAUGCAGGUCGAGUCGUUGAUCAAAAAAAUUCGGAAGGAGGCAUCCGCRCUCAAAGCUCUCGAAUCCUCCGCCUCGUCGUCGUCGUCGGCAUCUUCAUCGCCUGCACCUUCUUCCAAGGCAGCAGAGCCGGUGAAACCCGCUGCCUCGCCCGCCCCGGCUGCGCCCGUUGCGAAACCUAUAAACACCGCCGCACCAAUCCACACCCCGUCGGCCACGUACAAUGCCAUCGACCGCUUUGCCUUUGACGCAGGCACCAGCAGUGACAAAUUCGUCACGCUGUACCUUCCCMUCCCRGGAGUUGGGUCGGUUCCCGACAAGAAGGAACAGAUYCGGUGCGUGUUUGGCAAGGAUUCCUUCGAUGUGACCGUGACGAAUUUAAACGGGAAGAAUUAUCGCCUCAAACGAGAAGAUUUGGAACACGACAUUGUUCCGGAAAAGUCGAAGCACAUCGUCAAGGCCGACAAGAUUGUCGUAAAACUCCAAAAAGUCAAGGGCGAAUACGGAAGUUUUGAUUACUGGAGCAAGCUGACGGAUCCCAACAAGAAAACAAAAAAGAAGCGAAACGCAGAUCCCUCGGCYGGCCUUAUGGACAUGAUGAAAGAUAUGUACGACUCUGGCGACGACAACAUUAGAAAGAUCAUCGGGGAGACCAUGAUGAAGCAACGAAACGGAGAGCUAAACAAGGACAAACCUGGUGGAUUGGGAGAMUUGGGAGGUAUUUAGAGCGGUAGAUGGGAGCUAUGCUCAAAGUAAUAAAAACAGAAAAWAAUA
Molecule: messenger RNA, 931 nt
Organism: Pseudo-nitzschia multistriata
Lineage: Eukaryota; Bacillariophyta; Bacillariophyceae; Bacillariales; Bacillariaceae
Source: the annotation of a GenBank genome assembly